AUGGCACCGAAACUCAAUGCUGUCAGAGAAGCAGCACUCGCAGCGGCAGAAGCGAGACUGAAAGGUCCGUCAACUAGUCAAGCGACGAACGAUGCGUCGAGCUCUGGUUCAGGCCCAGGUCUAAUGACUCAACCCUCGACUUCUCGGCCUUCAUGGACAAAGCCUAGCGAGAAGCAGGACCUGGAGACGAGACGAAAUUUCGCAAGGCUGUUGGAUAGAGGUAUUGUCAGGGAUAACGGAUACAAGCAGAGUGCAGAAGCUGUGGAGACCCUUAUCAAGAUCUGCAUGAACAUCCUUGAGAACCCUGACGAAGUCAAAUACCGAGAUAUUCGAGCUACCAAUUCGCUGCUCCAAAACAAGGUGUUGGAAGUGAAGGGUGGGCAUGAAUAUCUCAUCGCACUUGGCUUUCGUAUCGUGACCCGAGAAUUUGUCAAGCAUUACGUGCUGCAGACAUCUCUCGCUCGGAUGCACGAACUGGAAAUCGGAGCAGAGGUGUUGAAAACGCACCUGGCCAACCUUCAAGCGCGAGCAGCUUCAGAAGCAGCUUCCAAGGUGAAUCAUCAGUCUGCCGAAUCAGCUCGCAAAGCUCGUGCUUUGGCGGAGUACGAGGAGGACAGAGAUGCAGUCAAGAACCGUGCAGAGCGGGAAAGGUUGAAUAGGCUGUACAGAGAACAAGCAGCAAGGGAGAAAGCUGAACAGGAGGCAGAGAGGGAGGAGGAAGAGAGGGAACGAGAAGAAGAGAUGGACUUGCAGGCGCAAGAGGUGAACGAAGAUUCGACAGGUCCUGGUGGCAGUACGGCGACCGGCCUCACGUCAGGGGAAGCGGAGACCGAUCAUCUUGUGCAUGACAAUCCGGACGACACCAUGGAUGAUGAUGAGGAAGCAGAGCAUGGCACGUAUUCUGCAUUUCCUGCUGGUGGCAAGCGGUUGGGCGAAUGA
Molecule: messenger RNA, 939 nt
Organism: Kockovaella imperatae
Lineage: Eukaryota; Fungi; Basidiomycota; Tremellomycetes; Tremellales; Cuniculitremaceae
Exons: 4
Coding region: 1-939 (312 amino acids)
Cellular component (GO): cytoplasm
Source: RefSeq, a predicted model, not a curated record